AUGGAAAAACGUCAGGAAGGACUCGCUCCAUUUUCAUCAGAUGAAUGCCCCAAUAGCGGAGAAGAUAGUGACGAAGAUGUGAUUACGGAUUACUUAGGUUCUGAAAUCAAUGACUGUAAUCACCAUGUGUCUGUAGUGAAUGGUGAACUGGCGUCGUUGAAUCUUGAUGACGACAACCAUACUAACGCUCAAUAUACCAAAGAUAAUCCGGAUAUUAUAAUGUCUGAGAGCGGCGAAGAUCAGCGUCAUUCAGAUCCUCCGACGCUUGAAGUUAAUAUUCGUAACCAACAGAAUCCACUAGUUCCGAUUAUCAGCGUUACUCCUCACUCUCCGGGAUUAGCUAAGCAUUAUCCUGUCUUAGAAGAUAAUCUCCAACAGCUUCAUGAAAUUCACAACAGUAUUCAGCGAAUGCGUGAUUUGACAUUAUGCACCUUAGGCUUCGGGAAUCGUUUGCUACAGAAUGAACCAUCACAGCGACUAAGUGCAUCAUGUCCAUCACUUUGUCCUUUGAGCUUAGCAGCCGCAAAAGGACGUGCUGGUGAUCGUGGUGGUCCUGGUCCUGGUUCAGAUCCUGAUCUUGCCAAUUGUUCUACCAACAGUUCUCCAACACAUUUUCCAAAUUCUGGACAAUUACCACCUUCAAUGCUGGGCGUAGAUCGACGUCGCAGUUGGACUGAUCUUGAGGAAAGUCGACACCGUCAUCGGUGUCAAAUUCAAAACCAUUUACAAGCACAAAAUAUGAGACAACGCAGUAUCAGUCUGAGUAGUCUAGAUAGCGAAAUAGACCUUGAAUCGGACGGUAAAUCACGUUCCCCUUGUGCAGGAGUUACUAAUAGAUCGUGUAGAUCUCAAACAAGUACCCACUCUCUCAAUGAGGCUGACCUUGUUCAGAUUGAUUUACAGAAGCUAGCGGUUAAAAGAGGUGGCAAUCAAAGGUCAACGGAAACAUCAAACUUACUACCAGGGGUUACAGGAUCACGUUUACCCCUUCAAAAAUCAAUUUCCACACCAUCAAUCAUCACCCCACCUGGACAAACUUUACUUGCUGAGUCAGGUUCACGCGCAACCCCCUCUUUAGCCGCCAGACGACUUGAAAGAAAUGAGAAAGGUAGUGGAAGUGAGACUGAGACUGAGGACCUUCAUACAGCCCAUAGUCAUCAUCACCCAUUCCAUGAAGAUUUAAUACGUGAAGAUUCCGCUAAUGUUCAAGUUUCUCUCGACGAGCUUAUGACUGAUGGUACAGCUUAUGAUGAUCAGCAUUCGGAAAAAACACGUAGGAAGAGAGGUUCAUUAUUUUUCCGUAAAAAAAAAGACAAAAGUGGGAAGAAACCUAGUCCGCAGUCCCAUCAUUGGAUAACAAUGACUGCUGGGACUCAGGGAACUGUUGUUUGCGAUAUUUGCAUGAAACAACUUAGCAAUAAAUCUAUUUUACAGUGUGAAAUUUGCGGAACAUCAGUACAUCAAAAUCAAUCAUGUCGCGAUCAAGUGUCAACAGAAUGUUCAAAGACAAAGAGUACUAAAGGUGCUAUUAAAUCAAUAUCAAAUGUUUCAAUAGCUUCGAGUGUAGGACACGUUAAACGUGGUUCAACGGCUUCUCUACCGCCAACAAGCUCAUCUGGUUCCACUAAUCAAAUAAUCAGCGAGGAAAAAGACGGCGAUACUGGACAUCGAGAUAUUGUUAGCGGAUGGGAAGAGUUUGACUUUGGGGAUGACGUCCACUUGCUUACAAUCAGCGACAUAGAAGGACUGGAUCCAGAGUUAAAAUUGGGAGGAGAUGAACCAGAUUCUUGGAGCGCAGCAAUUGGACGUAGCGAAGCAUUGAGACUUGUUGACAAUAAUGAUCGUGAAGUUAAGCGUCAAGAGCAUAUUUAUGAAUUUGUCCUUACAGAAAAGCAUCACUGUCUUGUAUUGUUAGCAAUGGAUAGAAUAUUUGCUGAAGGAUUAAGGCGGCAUUUCCGUUUGGGUGCACCAGAUCUUGAACGAAUGUUUCCACGGUUACGUGAUUUAAUAGAUAUCCACUUGCGUUUUUUAUUAAAAUUACGAAAACGCCAAAGCGCUAAUCCAGUAGUACCGACAAUAGCUGACAUACUUGUUGAACAAUUUUCAGAUGAUAAUUCAGGACGUAUGACAAGUGCUUACGGUGAAUUUUGUAGCCGUCAUCGUGAUGCUGUUGAUACAUACAAGUAUUAUUUACGCAUGGACGCUAGAUUUGCACGGUUUGUUAAACUAUGUCAGACUAAUCCUUUGUUGAAGAAAAAAGGCAUACCUGAAUGUAUUUUAUUUGUAACGCAACGUUUGACAAAGUAUCCAUUGCUCGUUGAGCCGUUGAUUAAAACGGGUACAGUUAAUGAGGAAAAAGAAAAUUUACGCCAGGCAUUAAAUCUUGUUAAACAAAUACUGGGUGACGUUGACACUUGUGUUGCUGAUAAAGAACGUGAAGAUAGAAAAUUAGAAAUAUAUAAUCGUAUUGAUGCUAAAUCAUUUGCUCAUCAUCGUGGUGUUAAAUUUAAGAAAUCCGAUCUAAUGGCAUUUAAUCGUGUUUUAAAAUUCGAGGGUACUGCAUACCUUAUGCAAGGUCGUGGAAAAAUGGUACCAGUUACUGUAGUCGUCUUGUCUGAUGUAUUAUUAUUUUUAGCUGAAACACGAGAUCAAAAGUACGCUUUCUUUGUACCUGAUAAUAAAGCUGGAGUUGUAUCACUGCAAAAAUUAUUGGUCCGUGAAAAGGCUGGCCAAGAGUCUCGUAGUAUAUAUGUUAUCAGUAGCAAUCCCUCUGAACCAGAAAUGUUUGAGCUAAAAGUACAGAAACCAAAAGAUAAACAUUUGUGGAUCUCGGCUAUACGUUCUGCUGUUGAAGCAUGUCCACAGGACUGUGAAAAUGACACUUUAGAUGAAGGCUCUAUUGGUGAGAUUCCUGGUACUAGGUCAUCAUCUGCAUCUACUUUGUCUAUUGAUGAACGUCAACGUAUUGCUAAAGCCAAGGAAACUCAUAUACUACGAAUAAUAAGUGAGUUGAGAAAAAAAGACACCGAACAAGCGCUUUUGUUGGAAGAGAAAAUGGCUCUGCAGAUGAGAUUGGUAUACGAGGGUAAUAUGUGCAAUGAGAAUGAUACUGAAGCUGAUAAAACCGAGCGGAAUGAAAAUAUACCCGAUUACACUCGAUUGUGUCGUGGUGAUGGCUCUGAUUCGUGGCAAGUAUGGCAAGAGGUUGUAGUAGCUGUACAAGAAGCAACACGACUUGCUAGCUCUCUAUCGUACGGAGCGGGUGGUGGUUCAUUGUCACGAAGUUUAAGCUCUGCUGGUGAACGUCACAAUAGCCUCCAAGCUCAAUUAUCGGCGUGUAAAGAUGGUGGAGUAGGUAAAUCAUCAAACAGCCGGCCAAAUCCAAAUCGUCAAUUAGAGGAGCUGAGAAAUUUGCAAGAUCAGUUGAGUCGUGAAAAGGCAGCCUUCCGGGCAGCCACUCAGCAAGAACGGAAGGAGUUGUCUGAGGAGCGUGCUGAAUUAACGAGACUCAGAGAACAGGUAGCCGCUGAACAGCUCGACGUGACAAAUCAACGUGAUCAAUUGUAUCGACGACUCGAAGCAUUGGAACGCUCUGGUGUUGUUACAACGCCAACAGUUUGUUCAAAUGCAACUCACGUGUCUCACGUUAGCCAGUCCAGUGACACUCUUCAGUCACGCAAGUCAUUACCGGAUGCUAAAAGGAUACCGUUGAAUUUAAUAAGUGCUACUAAUCAACAGAAAGCACCAAGUAAUCUACCGCCUGUUAAGCAACAACUACCACUUAAGCUUGCCAGCGGCAGUAACAACAAUAGUACA
Messenger RNA from Cotesia congregata, 3816 nucleotides. NCBI's taxonomy places the organism in Eukaryota, Metazoa, Arthropoda, Insecta, Hymenoptera, Braconidae. The record is from the annotation of a GenBank genome assembly.